CCAACUCAAAACCUUUAAACCCAAAACCCAUUAUAUAUAAGCGCAUUGGAAAACUAGUAUCAGCUGAAAAGAAAAAAGAUCUUCCCUUUGCUCCUUUUCUUCUUCAGAUACUUCAGCCAUGGCGUUCCCUUAUAUGGAAGCUGUUGUCGGGUUUAUGAUCUUUAUGUACUUCUUUGAAACUUACUUGGAUAUACGACAACAUAAGGCACUCAAACUUCCUACUCUUCCAAAGACUUUAGAAGGCGUAAUCAGCCAAGAUAAAUUUUUGAAAUCCAGGGCCUACAGUCUUGAUAAAAGCUACUUCCAUUUUGUUCACGAGUUUGUAACAAUACUGAUGGACUCCACAAUCUUGUACUUUCGGGUGUUGCCCUGGUUUUGGAAGAAAUCAGAACAUUUGGUGACAUUAGUAGGUCUGAAUGCAGAAAAUGAAAUAUUGCAUACCCUUGGUUUUUUAGCUGGUGUCAUGAUCUGGUCACAGAUAACUGAUUUGCCUUUCUCUCUGUACUCAACUUUUGUGAUUGAGGCCCGUCAUGGUUUUAACAAGCAAACAAUAUGGUUAUUCUUUAGGGACAUGAUCAAAGGAAUGUUGAUAGCCAUUGUAAUUGGUCCACCUAUUGUGGCUGCAAUUAUUGUAAUAGUGCAGAAAGGAAGUCCUUACCUUGCUAUCUAUCUAUGGGGAUUCAUGCUUGUUCUUUCUCUUGUGAUGAUGACAAUUUAUCCAGUCCUGAUAGCUCCACUUUUCAACAAAUUCACCCCACUUCCUGAAGGUACACUCAGGGAGAAAAUUGAGAAACUUGCUGCCUCUCUCAAGUUUCCAUUAAAGAAGUUGUUCGUUGUUGAUGGAUCAACUAGGUCAAGCCACAGUAAUGCCUAUAUGUAUGGAUUCUUCAAGAACAAGCGGAUUGUCUUAUAUGACACAUUGAUUCAGCAGUGCAAAAAUGAUGAUGAAGUUGUAGCUGUUAUUGCCCAUGAACUGGGGCAUUGGAAGCUUAACCACACUGUGUAUUCGUUUGUUGCAGUGCAGGUUCUUACACUAUUGCAAUUUGGCGGAUAUACUCUUGUGAGGAACUCAAGCGACCUGUUUCGAAGUUUUGGAUUUGAUACACAGCCAGUCCUCAUUGGACUAAUCAUAUUUCAGCAUACUGUAAUCCCCAUCCAGCACCUUGUGAGCUUUGGUCUGAAUCUCGUGAGCCGAUCAUUUGAAUUCCAGGCUGAUGCUUUCGCCAAGAAGCUUGGAUACGCAGAUGAACUACGGGCAGGCCUUGUGAAACUACAGGAGGAGAAUCUAUCAGCUAUGAACACAGAUCCAUGGUACUCUGCAUAUCACUACUCUCAUCCUCCUCUUGUUGAACGGUUGGCUGCGAUCGACGAAUCAGAUAAGAAGGAAAAAUAGGGAAAACAAACUAUAGGUGAAGAGAUUCAAAGCUUCAUUGUACUCUAACUUGCUAUGAAUGAGUGCUACAAUUUGUUUGUGUAGUAUAUAGGUUUCAAUAGCAAUGCUUUGAUGCAGAGUUCAAAGUUGAAUCUAAAUGAUUAAGGCUCAGAUUAGAGUGAGAGGAAAAUAGAAAUGCCUUGGCUGUGAAAUGAAACUGAAUUGAAGGCCCUUUUGAUGUCUUAGCAUGCUAUUUUUUUAAUGACUAACACCAUGCCUUAAAAAGAUUAUUUGAUUUCUAUAGUCUGAA
This is a messenger RNA of Arachis duranensis, 1682 nucleotides long. RefSeq names its product CAAX prenyl protease 1 homolog. Gene Ontology annotation, biological process: CAAX-box protein processing. Gene Ontology annotation, molecular function: metalloendopeptidase activity. The transcript is spliced from 14 exons. The coding region runs from base 119 to 1393 and encodes 424 amino acids. Gene Ontology annotation, cellular component: endoplasmic reticulum membrane. NCBI's taxonomy places the organism in Eukaryota, Viridiplantae, Streptophyta, Magnoliopsida, Fabales, Fabaceae. The record is from RefSeq and is a predicted model, not a curated record.